AUGAAGUCCUCCAUCGCCGCCGUCGGCCUCAUGGCCUCGCUCGCCAGCGCCUCCGGCUUCCAGCCCCGCCACUUCCACUGGCGCCGCGACAACACCACCGCUCCCGCCGGCUACACCACCCUCACCGUCCAGGUCACCGAGGUUGCUACCGUCACCUCUUGCGCCCCUACAAUCACCAACUGCCCUGCCCGCAGCGGCACCCUCUCCGCCUCUGACCUCGCCACCUUCGUCGUCACCAACGUCGUUGUCCUGACCGAGGUCGUCUGCCCCGUCACCGAGGCCGCCGGCAUCUCCAAGUCAAUCAUCCAGCAGCACUCCACCGGCGGUCUCCUGGGCUCUACUCGCACCGCUCCCGUCAUUGCCACUCCUACCGCCGCUCCCUCCGUUCCCCUGUCCACCGGUUUCACCAACUCUGCUCAGGACGCCACUGUCACCAGCCCGCCUUCCGCUGGCGGCGACGAUGAGGAUGAUGAUUGCCCCGCUGAGGAUGGCGAUGUCGAGACCACCGUCACCGAGAUCAUCUCGACCAAGACCCUUACCAUGACCGUCGGCAAGGGCUCCACCGCUUCCGUCGUCACCACCGCUAUCCCCACCACCAUUGAGUCCACCAUCGUCAUCACCAAGCCCGCUGGCUCUGCCACUGCCGCCGCCGAGGAGCCUACUACCACCACCACUGCCACCUCUACCGGUACCCGCACCGUCACCAUCAAGCGCCCCGGUGCCACCCCCGGGUCCGCUUCCCCCAGCGGUACCCUCGGCGCUGACGGCCAGUGCGCUUGCCCCUCGGCCGUGACCGUUACCAUUCCCGCCUCCACUGUCUACGUUACCAUCGGUGGCUCUGCCCCCGCUGCCACACCCUCCGCUAGCCUGACCGUCUCCGCUGAGGCCCCCGUUACCACCGCUGAUGCCGGUGACGACGAUGAGUGCCCCGCCGAGGAGGACGACGAUGACGAUGAGGACGACUGCCCCGCCGACGAGGACGUUGUUACCCUUUCCACCACCGUCACUGUUGCCCCCUACCCUACCAACGGCACCGUCCCCAGCGGCGCCGCCAAGCCUACCGGCUACGCCAAGCGCUCCAACAAGCUCUUCUAA
Colletotrichum orchidophilum is the source of this 1095-nucleotide messenger RNA. RefSeq lists its product as uncharacterized. The transcript has a single exon. Lineage: Eukaryota; Fungi; Ascomycota; Sordariomycetes; Glomerellales; Glomerellaceae. The record is from RefSeq and is a predicted model, not a curated record. The coding region runs from base 1 to 1095 and encodes 364 amino acids.